This is a messenger RNA of Medicago truncatula (barrel medic), 1353 nucleotides long. RefSeq names its product F-box protein CPR1. The record is from RefSeq and is a predicted model, not a curated record. Lineage: Eukaryota; Viridiplantae; Streptophyta; Magnoliopsida; Fabales; Fabaceae. The transcript has a single exon. Gene Ontology annotation, molecular function: protein binding. The coding region runs from base 223 to 1353 and encodes 376 amino acids.
UUUGUUUCAUUCUAGGGUUAGCAAGAAAAAUAUUUCAACAUUAUAUGGCCUUCCUUGUUUCCCGUAUUCACCAUUUCGUAAAUGAAGCACUUGGCAAUGCAUGCGAACUUUCCGUGUCAACACCGUUAUUCGUAAACAACCUACUCUAACAAAAUCCAAACCUCACAAUGAAUUAGAAAUGAAGGAAAAAAAAAUAGAAAACCCUAAACCAGUUUCGAUUCCAUGGCUGAUGUUCCAACGGAAUUGUUCAUCGAUAUCCUCUCCCGCUUACCGGUACAAUCCCUUCUCCGAUUCCGAUCAAUUUCUAAAUCACUUCGAUCCUUCAUAGAUUCCCACACCUUCACCAAACAUUACCUCAAAAACUCCUUCAGUAUCAAGAUCAUCCUCCGCCACAACUAUGAUCUCUACCAACUUGAUUUCUCUAAUCUAACAACCCACGUUAAAUUCUCCGUUCCUUUAAACAUCAAUUUAUUUAACCCUAAUAUUGAUCUUCUCGGUGGUUCAUGUAACGGCCUCCUUUGCAUCUCUAACGGUGUCAGUGAAAUCGCUUUCUGGAACCCUAACAUCCGUAAACAUCGAGUUAUCCCUUAUCUCCCCAUUCCUCGUAAUGAAUCUGACUUCCGCUUGUCCAAAUGCGUACACGGUUUUGGUUUUGAUCAGUCUGCCUGCAAUUACAAACUCGUGAGAGUCUCCUUUUUCGAAGGGAUACGACACAUCAUGUUCAAAACACAGGUGAGACUCUUCAGCUCCAAAACAAACUCGUGGAAAGCACUUCCUAAUAUCCCGUACGCUCUUUACAGCACUCAACCUGUGGGGGUUUUCGUUGAGAAUUCUCUCCACUGGGUUGUGACUCGGAAUAGAUCUCAACCUUGUUUAAUCGUCGCAUUUAACCUAACACAAGAAGUUUUCAACGAAGUUCCUCUUCCAGAAAUACAAAUGGCAGAUAACGUUAAGGGAUUUCAAAUUGAUGUUUCACUUUUGGGAGAGUGUCUUUGUAUGACUGUGAAUCACGUGAGUGUGAGACAUCACACUACUAAGGUUGAGGUUUGGGUGAUGAAAAAAUAUGGAUUUAGAGAUAGUUGGUGUAAAUUGUUUACUUUUGAGGAUUCGUGCUUCAAUAAACCUUUGAGAUCUUUGAAGCCUUUGUGUUAUUCUAGUGAUAGAAGUAAAGUUCUGUUGGAAGUAAAAGGUAAUCUCUAUAGAGAUUGUAAGAAGCUGUUUUGGUAUGAUCUCAAAAGUGAAGAAGUUACUUGUGUUCAAGGAAUUCCUAAUUUCAAUGAAACUAUGAUUUAUGUUGGAACCCUUCUACCACCUUCCUUGCCUAUUGAUAACUACAAUUAUAUAAAAGCAUGA